Molecule: messenger RNA, 2538 nt
Organism: Sphaerulina musiva SO2202
Lineage: Eukaryota; Fungi; Ascomycota; Dothideomycetes; Mycosphaerellales; Mycosphaerellaceae
Product: HEAT repeat-containing protein
Exons: 3
Coding region: 47-2509 (820 amino acids)
Biological process (GO): vesicle-mediated transport; intracellular protein transport
Cellular component (GO): membrane coat; AP-3 adaptor complex
Source: RefSeq, a predicted model, not a curated record
GUCGUACUUGCCCAACGACGGGAGAAGGCAGGUGCCACGAGUGACGAUGGAAUCAAUCAGCAAGAUCAGCUCGCUGCUCGAACACGCACGCGAUCUCACCCUCGAAGCGGCUCGCGAUGCCGGCCCGCGCAGGACAGCCAAGGCACUGCCGGCGGCGCACAUCAAGAAAUUGUUGGACAGCAGGCAUGAGCGAGAGGUUUUGGAUGGUCUGCGGAGAGUGGUUGCGAUGCAAUAUGCCAAUCCUCCCCACCCGACUCUCCCUUUCUUUCCUGCUGUCCUCAAGACUCUCUCCAACCCGUAUCCCUCGACCCGUCCCUUGGUCUACAACUAUUUGAUCCACCAUGCCGAGGCCGAUCCGGACACGGCCUUGCUGGCAAUCAACACCAUCCAGAAGUCCCUGUCCGACACGAAUCCGCGAGUCAGAGCCAUGGCGUUGAAAACCAUGUCAGGCAUCAGGAUUCCCAUGAUUGCACAGAUCAUCAGUCUGGCCGUCAAAAAGGGCGUCAACGACCUGUCGCCGUUGGUCCGCAAGGCAGCUGCUCUGGCAUGCGUGAAGUGCGUCCAGCUCGACGCCAGCACAAGACCUCAGGUAGAGGAGUACGUAGCCACCCUGCUGGCCGAUCAGCAGUAUUAUGUCGCUGGAGCCGCAGUGCAGGCCUUUGUGGACAUAUGUCCCCACCGAAUCGACCUGAUACAUCCUGUGUAUCGUAGGCUGUGCAAGAUGAUUGUCGAUAUGGACGAGUGGGGCCAACUUGCCGUCAUACGCCUCUUCACCACCUACUCACGCCAAUGCUUUCCCAGACGGAUAGCACGAGUCAAGCGAGCGGUCAAUCAGGAACUGCGAGCGGUCAAUCAGGAACUGCGAGCGAAGGGCUUCUACGACGACCUGGAACCGCAAGAGGAGACCAAGGAGGAUGACUACGAGGAGGUCGAAUACGUGGAUCCAGAUCUCGAACUCUUCCUCAAAUCAGUGCAGCCUCUCCUUUCGAGUCGCAACUCCGCAGUCAUUCUAGCUGUGACGCGAGCCUAUCUCUACCUGUCUCCCUCGAAGCACCUGCCUCAAGCCGUCGGUCCGCUCAUAGCACUCCUUCGCUCCCCUCAGGACAUUCGACAGGUGGCGCUAUACAACAUAGUACAGGUCUGCCUCAUACAUCCCGCUCACUUCGUUUCGCAUUUCCGCCACUUCCUGGUUCGAUCUACGGAAGCACCUCAAAUAUGGACACUGAAGCUGGAAAUUCUGACCCUGAUCUUUCCACACAGUGGCAAGGAGAUACAGGAACUGAUACUUGCUGAACUGGAACACUUUUCUCAAGCUCACAAUGCGAGCCUUGUGCGCGAGAGUGUGCGUGCUAUCGGGCGCUGUGCUCAAGCGUCUAGCGACAAAACUUCGCGCCGAUGCCUGUCCCUUCUGCUCAAACAAAUUCGCAGUUCAGAUACAAAUCUGGUUGCUGAAGCGAUGGAGGUUAUACGGCAUCUGAUACAGCGAGCUCCAGACGAACAUCGAAAGACUGUGAUCCGACUGGCCAAGAACCUCGAUUCGCUAACCUCUCCAUCGGCACGGGCGAGCAUUGUCUGGCUGAUUGGCGAGUUUGCUGGCGUCGAUGCGGAGAACAAUAUCGCUGCCGACGUUCUGCGCAUUCUUGUCAAGAACUAUGCCGAGGAGAGCGAUGAAGUGCGCGCCCAGACGAUACUACUAGCGGCCAAGGUAUAUCUCCAUUAUUUGAACGCCAAGAACGAGAAGCAAAGAGCACUCGAUGCUCUCAAUUUAGAACAGCCCAAACAGAAUCACGCUACGACCAGCACCGUACUAUCGCCCACAGAAGAAGAACAUGAUGGCUUUCGUGAGGAUGCAUUCUCCAGUCAACCUCCGGAGAACGAAGAAGAACGACCACGAGAUACCCAACACCCCAUCGAACUACUUUUCCAAUAUACGAUGCUCCUAGCACGCUACACACCUUCGUACUCGCUACGAGACCGCGCUCGUCUUUUCCGCUCCCUUCUCGCUAUACAAAGUAGCACGGAACUCGCAUCCCUACUCUUACUCGCACCAAAGCCAGUCCCACAAGCCCCUUCACCGAGCGAAAGUCGCAAGGGCCUACUUCUUGGCUCUGCUUCCCUAGUCAUUGGCAGCGAGGUCGGCACCAGUGGGAUGCGAGGCUACGCAUCUCUGCCAGAUUGGGUCGAGGAUGGUCACGAACCUGACCCGAAACUGCGAGAUGACGGAGAUCGGGCACAGAAGGGAGUUUAUGUGCCUGAGAGGGAACUGACGGCUGCACAGAAGCUGGAUGACGGCUUGGCUACUGCGGACCCGGGGUAUAAGAGGAAUGGACCGGUGAGGAAGGAGAAGACAUUGGAUGCUUGGCUUGAUGAGGAGGAGGACGAGGAAAGUAGCGAGGAAGAUGAGACAGACGAGGAGACAGAAGAGGAGGAGGAGACCGGGUCCGAGGAGGGCAGUAGUGAGUAUGAGACCGAAAGUGAAGAGGAUGAGACGGCUGGGUUGGUGAAGUGAUCGGGUUAACUACCUACGUGAUGAAGUCG